Molecule: messenger RNA, 1371 nt
Organism: Triplophysa dalaica
Lineage: Eukaryota; Metazoa; Chordata; Actinopteri; Cypriniformes; Nemacheilidae
Gene: fbp1a
Product: fructose-1,6-bisphosphatase 1a
Exons: 7
Coding region: 121-1134 (337 amino acids)
Biological process (GO): fructose 6-phosphate metabolic process; fructose 1,6-bisphosphate metabolic process; fructose metabolic process
Cellular component (GO): cytoplasm; cytosol
Molecular function (GO): fructose 1,6-bisphosphate 1-phosphatase activity
Source: RefSeq, a predicted model, not a curated record
CCGUACACCCCCUAUUUCCGCGUUUUCAUUUUGGUUUCCGCGAUUAGAGUUGGAUGAAUUAAUUGACACUGCUCAAAGCAAGAUAUUUACACAAUCAGGAAUACCUCCACAUAUUCGGUCAUGUCAGAUCGGGGUGCUUUCGACACUAAUGUUGUAACUUUGACGAGGUUUCUGCUGGAAGAAGGCAGAAAAGCGAAAGGCACGGGCGAGCUGACGACUCUUCUCAACGCGAUGUGCACGGCGAUAAAAGCCAUCUCGAGCGCUGUGAGGAAAGCAGGUAUCGCGCACCUGUAUGGCAUUGAUGGAAGCACCAAUGUGACAGGUGAUCAGGUGAAGAAGCUUGACAUCCUUUCCAAUGACCUUGUCAUCAACAUGAUCAAGUCCUCCUUUACAUCAUGCGUAUUGGUGACAGAGGAAAAUGAAACUGCUAUCAUCGUGGAACCCGACAGACGAGGUAAAUAUGUGGUUUGCUUCGACCCUUUGGAUGGAUCAUCCAACAUUGAUUGCCUUGCUUCCAUUGGGACCAUCUUUGCCAUCUACAGAAAGUGCACAGACAGCGAGCCAUCAGAGAAGGAUGCCCUGCAGCCUGGCAGGAAAAUAGUAGCCGCUGGAUACGCGCUGUAUGGCAGCGCCACCAUGAUCGUGCUCUCCACUGGUCAGGGAGUGAACUGCUUCAUGUUAGAUCCAGCUAUCGGGGAGUUCAUUCUGGUGGACAGAGAUUUGAAGAUUAAGAAGAAAGGAAAGAUCUACAGUCUGAAUGAAGGUUAUGCCCUUUAUUUCGAUCCUGCCGUCACGGAGUAUCUGCAGAAGAAAAAGUUCCCGGAGGAUGGCAGUGCACCCUAUGGAGCCCGUUAUGUUGGCUCGAUGGUAGCAGAUGUGCAUCGGACCCUUGUGUAUGGAGGAAUCUUUCUUUACCCUGCAAACGUGAAAAGCCCCAAAGGAAAGCUUCGACUGCUUUAUGAAUGCAACCCCAUGGCCUUCAUCAUGGAGCAGGCUGGAGGAAUGGCCACCACAGGGACCACAAACAUUUUGGACAUCCAGCCUGAGAGCAUCCAUCAGCGGGAACCUGUGGUGUUGGGUUCCCCCGAUGAUGUGCAAGAGUACAUCUCCAUCUUUCAGAAACAUCGCAAAUGAAGAUCAAGAAACAGAACCGACACUACAAACAAAAUACAUAAUAAUGAACUCAUGACACUCCAGAAUAAUAGAAAAAUGUUACUAUACAGUGUAAAUCAAUGAAGUAUUAUUAUGAGUUGUAAUAAGUAGAUUUAUUCUAAAUUGGCUGGUAUAAAUGUAUUUUUAGACUAAAUUUUGGCUUAUUUUGUGUUGUGACACUAAUCCUUACACUUUAUUAAACAUUUACUUUGAAAUGUU